AUGAGUGUAGAAGACGAAAGUCCGGCUGAAAAAGCUCCUAAGUAUCUCGAUGAUAACAAAAAACGCGAACGCACAGAACCCGGAAGCUCCGCCCAAUCUCGGUGUCUGAAGCUUUCCCCUAAUACUAAUGAAGAAGCAGAUCCAGGACCGGCUUUGCGGGCACCACCCGCCAAAUACAAAUCCACCCCUGAGCCCAGCAGCAACGUUUCGAACCAGCUAUACAGAACAAAGACAUCGAAGUGA
Botrytis sinoallii is the source of this 243-nucleotide messenger RNA. RefSeq lists its product as uncharacterized. Bases 1 to 243 code for a protein of 80 amino acids. The record is from RefSeq and is a predicted model, not a curated record. NCBI's taxonomy places the organism in Eukaryota, Fungi, Ascomycota, Leotiomycetes, Helotiales, Sclerotiniaceae. The transcript has 2 exons.